AAUGUGUUACUACUCACUCACUCACUAGAAGAACCUUUGUUAUCAAUAUAUAUCUCAUCAUAUAUUAGUAAUUGAUUUCACCACUCACCAGCUAAAGAUCGCACACCUUUUAUAUAUAUAAUUUAGGUGAUCUAUUGAUCAUAAAAGCAAAUCAGCUAGUAAGAUGAAAAGAAACAAUCCAUAUUUGGUUGUGGUAAUCAUACAAGCCAUAUAUGCUGCUAUGUUUCUUCUGUCAAAAGCUGCAUUCGACCAUGGCAUGAACAAUUUCGUCUUUGUUUUCUACAGACAAUCUGCAGCUACUAUUUUUCUCACACCUUUUGCUCUCUUCUUUGAAUGGAAAAGUGCACCGCCUCUGCCAUUCACGACGUUUUGCAAGAUCUUCUUCAUUUCUUUCAUCGGGAUCACAUCGAGUUUGGACAUAUAUGGUAUUGCUCUAAUAAACACUUCUGCAACUUUGGCCGCUGCCACUACUAACUGUCUCCCAGUGAUUACCUUCUUCUUGGCACUCAUACUCAGAAUCGAAGUUUUGAGAGUAAAGACAGCUGCUGGGGCUGCUAAGUUGGCUGGUGUUGUGGCAUGUUUGGGUGGAGCAGCAACCCUUGCUUUUUAUAAAGGUCCUCAAUUGGAACUUUUAUCCCAUUUUCAUUUUUUGGGAAAUUACCAUAAAACCCAACAACAUCAGGGCCAUGUUCUUCUAUCUGGAUCAUCAUGGAUCAAGGGUUGCUUCCUCAUGCUUCUUUCCAACACCUUUUGGGGAAUGUGGCUUGUACUGCAAACUUUUAUCAUAAAAGGUUACCCUUCAAAGCUGCUACUCACAACUCUUCAAUGUUUCUUAAGCUCAAUUCAGUCUUUAGUCGUAGCGUUGGCUGUAGAAAGAGACUUUGAACAAUGGAAAUUGGGUUGGAAUAUCAGACUCGUCGCUGUGUUAUAUUGUGGAAUAAUGGUGACUGGUGUGACAUAUUACUUACAAACAUGGGUUAUAGAAAAGAGAGGACCAGUGUUUCUUGCCAUGUCAACACCAUUAGCUCUGAUCAUGACUAUGUUAUCCUCAGCAAUUCUCCUUGGCGAGAUACUAAGUUUAGGAAGCCUUUUGGGUAGCUGCGGUUUGGUUCUAGGACUGUACUUUGUGCUGUGGGGAAAGAGUAGAGAGCAAAUGCCAAAAGCUUCCGUAGACAUAGAGCAAGCUUCGUGUUUGAGUGAAACUAACAAGUGACUUAUAUAUAUGGUGAACCAAUAUUUAAAAGUUGUUCGAAACUCCAACAAUGAUUAACGUCGCUCUUUGGAAAUAGAAAUUUGUGAUAUUAUCCAUCAUCGUACAUUGACCAACUGAUGUUGGUUUGACAAAGAAACAAUUAAAAUAAAUAUAUGUUUUAUCUUGUUUUUGUUGAAUCAACAACAUCAAUCAUGUCACUAUCCCAUCUACAAGCAUAUAGAUGACCUAAAAUUUCUAUUCAAAUGUGGUAAACCUUGUUUAUUGUUGAAGUUUUGAACGAUUUUUAUGCAUUAAUCUACCAUAUAACUACUUACGACACUUUAUCAUCGCAGCAAUUUUCAUCAGCACAUUGUGGAGUAUUUGUAUAUGUCAUAUUCUUUUCCUAAGGAUAGUAAAUUUCAAUGCAAAUAUAUCACCAAGGAACUUCUUGGCCCAAAACACAAGUCAAUUAUAUCUUUCACCCUGUAACAUUGAUUGGGUACUAUAGGUUUUUGUUUUUGUUGUUAUUUGGACUAUUAUCAUUCAUAUUCUAGUUCUAGGAAAUAUAGGAAGGUUUUAUUUCAAUUACAAAAGAAAUAAAGUCCUUAAUGUUCUGAUUUCUGAAAUAGUAGUAUACUAAGACAAGUUGUACGAUUUGGACUGUAAUCAUUCAUAAUCUUUGUUUA
Molecule: messenger RNA, 1878 nt
Organism: Medicago truncatula (barrel medic)
Lineage: Eukaryota; Viridiplantae; Streptophyta; Magnoliopsida; Fabales; Fabaceae
Product: WAT1-related protein At5g64700
Exons: 7
Coding region: 164-1213 (349 amino acids)
Cellular component (GO): membrane
Molecular function (GO): transmembrane transporter activity
Source: RefSeq, a predicted model, not a curated record